AUGCAUGUCAUGAAAGGAUUCGGGCGAGUGCUGUUGCGAGCACCACACGCUUUCGAGUGCUCAUCGGCAUUAGCAAGUUCUGCAUCCUCAGCUAAAAGCGAGCCAACAGAUUUGGUUCACAUCGACCAGCAUUUUCAAUCUGUUCCCAAAGUCAAAAGAAAUAAGGAAACCUUUCUCGCUGCCAUAGCUGCUUUCAAGGAGAGACGGCCGCGAGGGCAUGUGGAGUUCAUCAAUACUGCUCUGAAGUACGUCAAGGAGUACAAUAUUCAUAAGGAUUUGGACGUUUAUAAAGCUCUACUGGAUGUCUUUCCCAAGGGCAAAAUGAUCCCUCAGAACACAUUUCAGAGGAUAUUCCUGCACUACCCCAUGCAGCAGAAUUGCUGUGUUAAAGUACUUGACGAGAUGGAAUGGAAUGGUGUUCAACCGGACAAGGAGAUACAUGACAUUGUUGUGAAUGCUUUCGGCGAGUGGAACUUUGCCACGAAAAAGGUAAAAAGGAUGCUUUAUUGGAUGCCCAAGUUGAAAUAUUCCAACAAGCACUUAGAUCGUAGAAAUGUUGAAGGAAAAGCUCUUUCACCUCCGGAACUCGCAGGAAUUGCUCUAAAAAUGAUGAGUAGAGAUCCCGGUACGGAAAUAUCAUUGACCAGACUAGGUCCGUCUACAGCACAAGAGCAGCCAUGGUUUGCAACUGCCCAAAGCCUGACGCAGAAAAAUCUGAUAAGGAAUCUCAGUGAAGAUACCGAGGUAUUCGUGGAUGGUCCUUUCAACGUAUACGUGAUGGAGCAUGUAGUAAAAUACAUAGUGAUGACUAGCGCGCCCACUUAUCCCAAAACUGACGAUUUCAAAGAGGAGAAGUUUGAAGAGGACUUUUCGAAUUGGUUUUCGGAAUGGAAACGGGAAAGACAUGAGCGGAAACGAUCAGUUCAUGAGCAGAAGAAUGAGACGAUUCUUGCGAUGGGAGCGCUAUACAAUUUCAGAAGUGAUAACGAGACAGCUUCACUGUGGCUAGAACGACUUGUGGAGGAUAACGUAAAUCUGAAGAAGCUUAAAACAAGACUGCGGCUUGACAGAGUGAGAGUGAAGAAACCCGAAAAUACAAAGACAUAG
Messenger RNA from Cylicostephanus goldi, 1107 nucleotides. The record is from the annotation of a GenBank genome assembly. NCBI's taxonomy places the organism in Eukaryota, Metazoa, Nematoda, Chromadorea, Rhabditida, Strongylidae.